GUUCACUUGAUUCCUCUCUCCAAAGCAGCCUCCCGUACCCAGACCUCAAAUUCCCAGUCAACGGGUACGAAUUCCAAGCACAGCUUCCACCUCGUCCUCUAAGAUUCGAAGCAAGAAAAGCUGCUACGAGAGGAUCACCGCGGCGAGGAAACGAUGUGUGGCUGCUGCGACGACUGCGGCGAGAGGGUCUGCUGCUGCAUCCCCUACCACGUCCGCGAGAACAUCAAGAGCUGCCUCAUCCUCCUCGCCGUUGUCGUCGUCCUCGCCGUCAUUGCCGCCAUCGUAAUCGUCGCCCUCGUCUUCGGCGGUCCCCUCCGAAAAGUCCAGAUCACCGUGGAAGACGCGUCCCUCACCCGCUUCGCCCUAGUCAGCACGCCCACGACGGCGCUCGCGUACAACCUCUCGAUAAGGCUGACAGUGCGCAACCCCAACUGGGCCAUCGCCAUCAAGCACGACAAACCGUUGGAGGCCGCGUACAGCUUCGACGGGCAGCAGUUCGACCGUGCGAAGGUCGCCGACAAGGGUGACAAGCAGGGCGCCAGGAAGACGGUGGUGUACCGCCUCGACACAAACUCGGACGGCAGGAGCGUGGCGCUGGGCAACGCCGGCGAGGCCGAGUUCAAGAAGGAGAACGCGACGGGGGUGUUCGAGGUGGAGGUGAAGCUGACCGGCAAGUUCAAGUACACGUUGCGCAAGACCAAGUGCAACAUCGUGGCCACCUGCCCGCUCAAGCUGCAGCUCGCGCCGCCGGGCACGCCGGCAUUAGUGUUCCAAAAGGUCAAGUGCAAGCCCGAAAAGCAGGAGAAUAAAUACUGCUAGAUAUGGUUUGAUCUGGAGCACGCCAUGUAUAAUGCUUGAUGCUUGUGCUGGCCACAAUUGAUUUGAACUGUGUGUGUUUUUACCUUCUAAGUUCAUUUAUUUUCCAUCUUGUGCAAUGAAUUAGAUUUGCGUGAUAGGAAUUCGAACAAUGCAACUUUGCUUCGA
Molecule: messenger RNA, 984 nt
Organism: Phragmites australis (common reed)
Lineage: Eukaryota; Viridiplantae; Streptophyta; Magnoliopsida; Poales; Poaceae
Product: NDR1/HIN1-like protein 10
Exons: 1
Coding region: 154-819 (221 amino acids)
Biological process (GO): defense response to other organism
Source: RefSeq, a predicted model, not a curated record